AGCUUCCCACUCUUCUGGUUGAGCUAUUUAAGCAGCCUCUCUGUGCCUGCCUCUGCUCUGGGCAUGGGGACUGGAGGGAGCUGCACACACAGCCGUAGAAUGGGGGUACGUGGAGCCUAGGGUGCAGGAUGGGGAAGAUCUGAGCUGCCCCUCCUAGCUCCCUAAAGGGCAGGUGAGACCCCCACCUCUAGACAGAGACUUUUGAGUGCUAGGUGGGUGACAGAAGCACAAGAGUUUAGCAUCUAGGAGAGUGACAGCCACUAAAUAGGUCAUUUCAAUACUGAAGAUUUAAUUAAUGGAGCUAAGUGAUCUGAGAGAGAAGUUUAGGGAGGAACAAGGUGGUGAUUCUUGUGGGUCAGGGAAGGCUUCCCAGAGGAGGUGGUGCCUGCGAGAUCAGAUGGAAUGAGAAGGGUAACUGUAAAGACUGGUUUCAACCUAAGAGCAGCAUGCAGUUUAUACAGGGUUUAACCAGGGAAAGAGUGUGACCAGAUCUCCAAUCUAGAAAAGAGGCCCCUCUCUGCAGGGCAGAGUGUAGCCUGAGGUGGAAGGUGAGGGGCAGGAAGUGUGGGGAAACCAGAGAGGCCAGUGCAGUAUCCAGGAGAAAGAGGAUGCUAGCUGAAACAAGCAGUAAUUAGGAGAAAGAAGUGGAUAAAGGGUCAUUUGGGAUGUGAAAUAAGGCUUAGCCAUGGGUACAGCCCAGCAUGCCUAUGAGCCACCAGAUGGACACCUACAGUGCCCCUCUUGAGAGAGGCAAGACAGCACCCGAGACAUGGAAGACGGAAGGAUCAGCAUCAUCUUGGCCUCGGUGUUUGAGGUUUUAGGAAGAAGGCAAAGGUAGCAAAAGAGAGGCAGGAGUUGGGAGAAUGACAAAUGGCAGCCAUGACUGAUGCUGUUGGAAGUCCACUAACAAUGAGAACAGAGACCUGGUCAAUGUGACAGCCUCAGGGCAUUGGGACCUGAGGUUAGAGUUGGGGUCAGGGUAGGCAGAGUUCGGGGCUCAGGCUGGACAGUGGCCAGAGAGGAGGGAUCUGUCCCUCUGUUCAGACAGAGGGCCCAGGAGCAGCAUGGAGAGCCAGGCAAGGGGCAUCUCCCCCUUCCCAAGCUGCCUAGGACCAGAGCUGAAGGUGAAAGUGAAAGAGAAGAUGCAGAAAAAAGGGGCUGGCAUGCUCUGAGUGAAGGUGAAAGCGAAAGGAGGAAGCUCAGUAGUGCAGCCCGAGAAAAGUCAAGGCUUCGGCCUUCCUCCCUCCGUGUUGAUCCCACUCCUCUGACCCCUUGCCCACCUGGAGAUGCAGAAGACAGCGCUAGAACCCCAAAAGGGCUUCUCCUUCGAAAACUGCGAGAGAAACGCAGCCUUGGAACGCUCCCUCCCGGGGCUCCGUGUCCCUCAUGCACGCAAGACCGGAACCACCAUCGCAGGCCUCGUGUUCCGAGACGGGGUCAUCCUGGGCGCGGAUACGCGGGCCACUAACGAUUCGAUCGUGGCGUACCAGAGCUGCGAAAAGAUCCACUUCAUCGCCCCUAAAAUCUACUGCUGUGGGGCCGGAGUAGCCGCGGACGCAGAGAUGACCACGCGGAUGGUGGCGUCCAACAUGGAGCUACACGCGCUGUCCACAGGCCGCGAGACCCGCGUGGCCACCGUCACCCGCGCGUUGCGCCAGACGCUCUUCCGGUACCGGGGCUACGUGGGCGCCUCGCUGAUUGUGGGCGGCGUAGACUUCACCGGACCGCAGCUCUACUGCGUGCACCCCCACGGCUCCUACAGCCGUCUGCCCUUCACGGCCCUGGGCUCCGGCCAGGAUGCGGCCCUGGCAGUGCUGGAGGACCGGUUCCAGCCGAACAUGACGCUGGAGGCAGCGCAGGAGCUGCUGGUGGAAGCCAUCUCUGCAGGGAUCCUGGGCGACUUGGGCUCUGGGGGCAGUGUGGAUGCAUGUGUGAUCACUGGGACCAGCGCCAAGCUGCUGCGAACACUGAGCUCUCCCACAGAGCCUAUAGAGAGGUCCAGCCAGUACCCCUUUGCCCCUGGGACCACAGCUGUCCUGUCGGAGACAGUGAUGCCGCUGACCCUGGAGCUGCUGGAAGAAACUGUGCAGGCCAUGGAUGUGGAGUGAAGUAGGCUGAGGCUUAGAGCUUGGAACAAGGAGGAAUAAACCCAGAAAACACAAA
Messenger RNA from Physeter macrocephalus (sperm whale), 2163 nucleotides. RefSeq names its product proteasome 20S subunit beta 10 (gene PSMB10). The transcript is spliced from 8 exons. Gene Ontology annotation, cellular component: proteasome core complex. Gene Ontology annotation, molecular function: threonine-type endopeptidase activity. The record is from RefSeq and is a predicted model, not a curated record. The coding region runs from base 1287 to 2108 and encodes 273 amino acids. Lineage: Eukaryota; Metazoa; Chordata; Mammalia; Artiodactyla; Physeteridae.